Messenger RNA from Nicotiana attenuata, 2131 nucleotides. Its product is annotated as proteinaceous RNase P 2. Gene Ontology annotation, biological process: tRNA 5'-leader removal. Bases 106 to 1743 code for a protein of 545 amino acids. The transcript is spliced from 7 exons. Gene Ontology annotation, molecular function: ribonuclease P activity; protein binding. The record is from RefSeq and is a predicted model, not a curated record. NCBI's taxonomy places the organism in Eukaryota, Viridiplantae, Streptophyta, Magnoliopsida, Solanales, Solanaceae.
UAAAAGAGAAGGCACUAAACCCUCACAUUAACCCAAAACCCAAAACAAUAGCUCCAUUCCCAGGUCUAUUACCUCCGCCGUCGCAGCCGUGCACUACCGGAAAAAAUGGACAAAGCCAAAAAGAAGAAGAAAAACCCAACCCCAGAAGUCCAAUUUCGCUUAAGCCUAGACAACUGUUCAAAAACCAAAGAUCUUUCAACUGCCAUCUCCUUAUACGAAUCUGCUCUUUCAACAAUCCGCUUUUCCAAUAACCACUUCAACUCUUUUCUUUAUAUCUGCUCCAACGCUGUUUCAGACCCAUCAACGAAAAAACCCGCUAUCGAAUUCGGGUUUCGAAUCUUUGAUCAUAUGGUUUCGAGCAAUGUAACCCCCAAUGAGGCUACUGUCACGGCAGUUGCUAGGCUUGCGGCUGCAACUGAUGAUGGUGAUAAAGCGUUUGAGUUAGCUAAAGGAAUGGGGAAUUGUGGGAAGUUAAGGACUUAUGGGCCGGCUUUGUUUUGUUAUUGUAAGAUGGGUGAGGCUGAUAAGGCCUAUCAAGUUGAAGAUCACAUGAGGUCUAUUGGGUUGCAACUUGAGGAAGCUGAGCUUGUUGGUUUGUUAAAAGUGAGUGUGGAGAAAGAAAGGGAAGAGAAGGUCUAUCAAUAUUUACAUAAACUGAGAAUGUCAGUUAGGAGUGUAAGUGAGUCAGCAGCAGAAAUCAUACAUAGUUGGUUUGGAGGGGAAGUGGCAGCUAAGGUGGGGUUAUCCGACUGGGACAUGGGUCAGGUGAAAGAAGCAAUUUUACAAAAUGGAGGGGGGUGGCACGGUCGUGGAUGGCUUGGAAAGGGUAAAUGGACUGUACAGAGGUCCCGAAUAGCUCCAGAUGGGAGGUGUCUAACUUGUCGAGAACAGUUGGUUUGUGUUGAUAUUGACAAAGCAGAGACAGAAAGAUUUGCGGAGGCAGUCGCUUCUUUGGCUAUGGAAAGGGAAGUUCAUUCUAAUUUUAAGGAAUUUCAGGACUGGUUGGAACAGCAUUCAGAAUAUGAUGCUGUGGUGGAUGCAGCAAAUGUUGGGCUCUAUCAGCAGAACUUUGCUGAGGGUGGAUUUAGUAUUGCACAGCUUGUAAUUGUUGUGAAAGAAUUGCAUAGCAGAAGCAACAAGUGGCCACUGGUUGUAUUACAUAAGAAGCGUCUUCGUGCACUUCUUGAGGAUGCUUGCUAUAGAGAGUUGCUUGAAGAGUGGAUAAAUGAAAAAGUACUUUAUGGAACACCCUUUGGAUCCAAUGAUGACUGGUACUGGCUUUAUGCAGCAGUGAAACGUAAGUGUUUGCUCGUGACAAAUGAUGAAAUGAGAGAUCACAUUUUUGAGCUCCUGGGCAGUAGCUUUUUUGCCAUAUGGAAAGAAAGACAUCAGGUCAAGUACACUUUUGUUAAAGGGGAACCUAAGCUUCUGAUGCCACCCACAUAUUCUGCUGUCAUUCAGGAAUCCGAGAACGGAUCGUGGCAUGUGCCUCUGUCGGGUGAAGUAGCUGAGGAGUCGUCAAGGAUAUGGCUCUGCAUCACCAGACAAGCUUCAUGUGAAUCCAACAAUAAGCAGCAUGCAAGUGUAGAAGCUUUCGAAGUUAGUGAACUUGUAUGCAGUGAUCAAAUUGAAGACUCUUGCCAUUCAGAUAGUUUUGCAAGUCAGAAUGGCUUAAUUAGAUGUUCUGGUUUGGCUGGUAAGAGGAAAGAGAGGUCCCCAUCUCCAUCUCACUCCAGUCUAUAAUCUUGAAAUUUGAAGGUGAUGCCUUUUAGAACCUUACCAACUGCAUUGCAUUAUGGGUUCCCCACUCAUAUCAACUCAACUGUUUCCUCACCAAGUUAACUCCCCCCCCCCCCCCCCCCUCACCCCCCAACAAAUUAAUGAACUGGGGGGAAUUUAUUUGUGUGCGUGUUCGUCAAAUGAACAUAAAAGAUUUGAAAUUAUGCAUAAUCCCUUGCAUGGAAUGCAGCUUCUGGUCAAGACUGUUGUACUAAAUGUAAUGUCAAAGCUGAAACAUUAGCAACAUAAAUGACUGGCAGGGGAUACAUCUCUUCAGCACCACUCUCGGGUUUUUUUCUAUUACAAAUGGAUUCUUCAGUUUCUGCAAAUUUGUGUUGGCAUCUUAAGUUUA